GUGCGUUUUUGAGAGACUUGUGAGUGUUGGAGAUUCUCUUUUUCCUCUGCAAAGAAAGUAAUUGUGUGGCGAAAAGCGAGCGUGUGGUCGACAGAACGCGAGCGCUGUGGUUUAUCCGUGAAUAGCUAAGAAAAACAUUUAGCCACUAGCAACGGGGACCGUAGGUAACCAACAACGCAGCAAGUUCCCCGUAGCUGGGAAGCGAGAGAAGCCGCAAAAUCAGGCCGACAGUUAGCGAAUCCAGCACACUCCGCCGUAGCGAUACUUCUUCCUUGCGAUAACCAUCACAGACGGCUGCUGAUGUCCCCUGUCAGCGCCAAACUGUGAAGUUCGCAAAUAUAUAUAUUUAUAUAUAUAUACGUAGUGUAUUACUUGUUGCUUGUCUGACGCAUUCCAUUCCCCUUCACGACGGAACGAUAUUAUUGGUCCGCGUGAAGCUAUUCUAGACGUUUAAGAAGUAAUCCAUAUCGUUCGUAAGGAAAAAGAUAAGAGUUGCAAAGGCAAAAGUGUGACAUUGUGGCGGUGUGUUUAUUGGUGUGCUUCGAAAGUAAUAGUGACCCCCGCAGAAGAGAACCCGAGUGUGCGGGAAACAACAAAAGAAUCGUACCGUGAAAGCAGUUCUUAAGAAAGAGCAAGGGCAAAAGCUAAACAACAAUUAAACAACAAAAUGGGUAACGUAUUCGCUAACCUGUUCAAGGGAUUGUUCGGCAAAAAGGAGAUGAGAAUCCUGAUGGUCGGAUUGGAUGCUGCCGGUAAAACUACGAUCCUGUAUAAAUUAAAAUUAGGUGAAAUUGUUACAACGAUUCCUACUAUUGGUUUCAACGUGGAGACUGUAGAAUAUAAAAACAUUAGUUUUACAGUAUGGGACGUUGGCGGUCAGGAUAAGAUCCGGCCCCUGUGGAGGCAUUACUUCCAGAACACACAAGGACUUAUCUUCGUCGUCGAUAGUAACGACAGAGAACGUAUUGGCGAGGCACGGGAAGAACUGAUGCGAAUGCUGGCCGAAGAUGAGCUCAGAGAUGCUGUUCUGCUGAUAUUUGCCAACAAACAGGAUCUACCAAACGCAAUGAAUGCAGCAGAAAUCACCGACAAGCUAGGUCUGCACUCGCUAAGAAACCGCAACUGGUACAUUCAGGCAACGUGCGCAACGAGCGGCGACGGUCUGUACGAGGGACUCGACUGGCUCUCCAAUCAGCUGAAAAAUGCCAAUCGCUAAAACAUCAGCAGCAGCAGCAGUAGGUCAUUGCGCAUCCUCACCACGGUGGGUCUUGGCCGCCUCAACAUCAUUGCAAAGAAACAAAAACAUCCAUAUUUUGAGACGGGACUCCGCUGUCGUUCUUUGAGUGGGUAGAGUGGCGCAAAUGGGUAGGUGUAAGAGGACAGGAAACAGUGGAAUGGAAUGGUGCAUCAUAAUCGAUCGGCGUGUGUGGGUUGGUUGGUGAAUGAAGUAGUAGCUAAGGCAUAUAGGCGGAAAACACUAGCAGCUAUGUUUGCGAAUCGCGGUUCUAGAAUGUCAGUGUUGCUCUGCUCAGCCAAUAAUUGGCCGAAAGUAUUUCUAGCACGCGCAAAAGACGCUUCUUUGCGCGCUUGGAAUCGAAAUGGAGGAAUAAAUAGAUUAUGCUCAGGAGCAAAGAUUGAACACGACCAUCAUAAAAGGAAAGGACAAGAAGGAUUGCGACACCGACGGGGGGUAUACACCGAAACACACGGACGGACGUUCACUUUCGUACUUCGGACUGAACAAUACAGAGCAAAAUACAGUGGGAGGCCAGCAAAACACGUGUUAAAGAUAAUGAUAAUAAAGAUUAAGCCGCAGGGCAGAUGGGAGCAGCAAUGGCAAGGACAAACAAAAUCAUCCACACGGAACACAACCUACCAUCAAGAUUAAGGCAUGUAAAAUAGUAGCAGACGAACGAAGAACGCUCUUGGAAAGAUGCAUGCACAUUGUUAGUGGCGCGACACCGGCUUAAGUGCGCCCCUAGAGGCCCGGGCUGGAUGACAGGACAAAGAGAGAAACCCGCAUCACUGUUAUCUAAAGAAGGAUGCACCGAGAAGCCUUCCUCGAACGGGCGAGCGAUGUAGACGAUGUGGUGUGGUAUGCGAAAGGACAUUAAUUUUUGUCUCUAAAUGUAUAUUUAUCCUCAAACCUUCGUUUAAUUCCGAUCUGGGCUCCCCACAUACACACAACAAACAUCUAGAGCACAUCAAAAUAAAGUCGCACCCCGCAAAACACUCCCCAUUCAUCCCCGACGGCGACCGUGCCCAGGGAAACUCCGAUGAAUAGAACGACAGAUAAAUAGAGACCUACCAUAGCGGAAACAUCAUGUAAUGCAAAACAUUAAUGUUGUGAACGUGUGUUUCCCUUUUUUAAGCUUUUGUUGCUUCAUGUUAGACAGAAUCCGAAAUGUCCCAUGGAAGCAAUUGAUCAUGGCAGUUCUAGCGCUCUAGUUCCACCUUAUCAUACCCCCUUUCACACACGGUGGUGCACCUUAGCAUAAUUCCACUUACAGUGUUGCACCAUUUAUUCCGUUCUUUGCGUGCCCUACGUCCUUUCGACAAUAUUUGCCGCCCACAAAGAGGACACGUUUGCCUCAGGAGAAGAACGCAACAGCAUCUCGAGGCGCGCGAUGCAAGUUAACGACAGACGCGACAACACACUUACACGUGACCAAAAACGCAACGUACACGACAUGCCAACGGACGAGGACGAGAGCCCCCGGGGGCAGGCAGGCGCAGGAAGUGAGGAAAAAUAUAUAUGUAUAAUUACAGAUAACGAGACAAAAUGUUAGGUAAACAAAAAACUAUAAUGAAGGAAAAUUGCAAACAGAAAUAAACGCCGAACACCUUGAGGCAUGAACACAAAGAGGGACACUCGUUUAACCCGUGGAUUGCUGCAGAUCGCGACCUACACACAUUGGAGAGGACGCUCCUCUUUCAUAAACA
Messenger RNA from Anopheles bellator, 2943 nucleotides. It is a transcript of the gene Arf79F, whose product is annotated as ADP-ribosylation factor 1. Gene Ontology annotation, molecular function: GTP binding; GTPase activity. The record is from RefSeq and is a predicted model, not a curated record. Gene Ontology annotation, biological process: intracellular protein transport; vesicle-mediated transport. Bases 668 to 1216 code for a protein of 182 amino acids. NCBI's taxonomy places the organism in Eukaryota, Metazoa, Arthropoda, Insecta, Diptera, Culicidae. The transcript has 5 exons. Gene Ontology annotation, cellular component: plasma membrane; cytoplasm.